GGAUGGAGCAGGGGCUGGAGGAGGAGGAAGAGGAGGAGGAGGAAGAGGUGGACCCUCGGAUCCAGGGAGAACUGGAGAAGUUAAAUCAAUCCACGGAUGCUAUCAACAGACGGGAGACUGAACUUGAGGCUCAGCUGGAAGCUCAGAAAGCGACGCAGGACUUCCAGAGGGCCACCGAGGUGCUGCGUGCAGCCAAGGAGACCAUCUCCCUGGCCGAGCAGCGGCUGCUGGAAGAUGACAAGCGGCAGUUUGACUCGGCCUGGCAGGAGAUGCUAAACCACGCCACUCAGCGGGUCAUGGAGGCGGAACAGACCAAGACCAGGAGCGAGCUGGUGCACAAGGAGACUGCCGCCAGAUACAACGCUGCCACGGGACGCAUGCGGCAGCUGGAGAAGAAGCUCAAGAGAGCCAUCAACAAGUCCAAGCCUUAUUUUGAACUCAAGGGGAAGUACUACGUGCAGCUGGAGCAACUGAAGAAGACUGUGGACGAGCUGCAGGCCAAGCUGGCCCUGGCCAAAGGCGAGUACAAGACGGCCCUGAAGAACCUGGAGAUGAUCUCUGACGAGAUCCAUGAGCGGCGGCGCGCCAGCGCCAUGGGCCCGCGGGGCUGCGGGGUCGGGGCCGAGGGCAGCAGCCCAGCAGGAGAGGACCUGCCGGGGAGGAAGCCAGAGCCCGACGCUGUGUCUGUGGCCUCAGAGGCCUUUGAAGAUGACAACUGCAGCAACUUUGUGUCUGAGGACGACUCGGAAACCCAGUCUGUGUCCAGCUUCAGUUCAGGACCCACGAGCCCGUCCGAGAUGCCUGACCAAUUCCUGGCAGUUGCGCGGCCUGGCAGCCUAGACCUGCCCAGCCCCGUGUCCCUGUCCGAGUUUGGGGUGAUGUUCCCAGUGCUGGGCCCACGCAGCGAAUGCAGUGGGGCCUCUUCGCCCGAGUGUGAGGUAGAACGAGGAGACAGGGCCGAAGGGGCCGAGAAUAAAACAAGCGACAAAGCCAACAACAAUCGAGGUCUGGGGGUCAGCAGCACCAACAAGAGCCAGAGCCGCACAGGCACUGAGGGCCCGGCCAUGGAGGCCCGGAUGAAGCAGCUCUCCCUCCAGUGCUCCAAGGGAAGAGACAACAUCCUUGCCAACAUAAAAGUGGUGCAGAUUGGCUGAUCCUGCAGGGCCCUGGCCCACAUGCAUUAUCAAUAUUUAUACAUGAAACUGUACGGAGAACAUUGUGCCAAUAAUCAUUUAAUAGAUGCCAAAUUGUAAGGGAUGACUCCAAACUGCACUAAUGAAGUUUCAGUGACCUCGAGGGCUGAAGAUUUUUCUCGAAAGCUCUUGGGCUGGUUGGUUUUCCAGAGCAGAGGCAUUGUUACAGGUGGACUUGUGACCACCCGCCUUUGUGGGGAGCCCCUGCGGCGGCAUGGUGGAAGCAAUAACUCGCUCUGAGCGAGCUCCCGAGCCAGGAAGGGGUUGGGAAGCGAAGCCACAGGCCAGCAACAGCUUGCUUCCCUUUCCCUUCUCUCACCCAGGUCGGGGAGGCGGAUUGGUUUCUCCCUGCCACCCCAGGAGAGUCAUGUGAGAGAAUUCAGACUCAAGCACUCAAAGCACACCCUUCUCUCUCCUCUGAAGGCUUAAAAAACAACAAAAACAAAGAAAUCCUAGGAAUUGGCUAUUUAGGUCAAGAGUACAGCUUUCAUCACCUCUGGUGUUGCAGAGUGGGCUUUAAAAAAGCGUUUGAGCUCAAGACACCCACCUAGAUGCUUUACAACGUGCUUUCUAGCGAGGUUACCAUGAGCUGCACUUCUGGGGAUGGGAAAAGUGAAUGCUGACGGGGGUGGGUGGAGGGUAGCAGGGGCCUAUCAUAGGGCAUUUGUGGUGCUGAGGGAGGUUCUAUAGUGCAAACCUCACACCCUGCCUGCCAAGGGGACUUGUUCUUAAGAGAAGUGCAUGUGAACAAUGGUUGCCGAUGUUGUAUCUAGAUUGCUAAGGUGUUAAUUUCUCUGUAGGUUGUAACUUUAAAAGUAAACGACAUGAUUUAAGGGUUACGCUGCACUAGUAUUCCUUAGAGGACACGGCUCCUCAAAGCUUGGGAAGGAAGGAGGCACGUGCUGGCAAGGCUGUUCACUAGAAGCCGUGGAGUCUGUUGUGCUCAUAGUGCGUUAGGACUGCUUCUUUCCUGUUUCCAUGGUGACACCGCACAUGCACAGCACUGCAUUUCCUUAAAUUAAAAGAGCAUUUUUGAAAAAAGCAACCUCCCUGCUUCAAGUUGUCUGUUGUUCUGUCACUGCUUGUGUAUUGUAGCCAUUUGUAAAUCUCUUCAUACUGUAGUGAUGUCGCCUUUUUUAAUUGACUGACACAGUAUCCAAUUACAAGGUUAUUUUGUACUUGUCUUAAUACCUUCCAUGUAAUAAAAACUUAAGACAAUG
Molecule: messenger RNA, 2413 nt
Organism: Echinops telfairi (small Madagascar hedgehog)
Lineage: Eukaryota; Metazoa; Chordata; Mammalia; Afrosoricida; Tenrecidae
Gene: SH3BP5
Product: SH3 domain binding protein 5
Exons: 8
Coding region: 3-1154 (383 amino acids)
Biological process (GO): negative regulation of protein tyrosine kinase activity; intracellular signal transduction
Cellular component (GO): cytoplasm
Molecular function (GO): protein kinase inhibitor activity
Source: RefSeq, a predicted model, not a curated record